CGAACCUCUGACCCUUACGUUCAACAUGUAGCUUGCAGUGAACCACACCUUUAGGGUGUUUGAUAGAUCCAAUGCCUACGCGCGCAAUCAAGGCCAUAUUCUACACGCGUUUCCAUCAUGAGAAAGGCUCACACGUCCUCCACCAAGUCCCAGCAGGCGCGAUAACGCCUUCGACCUCACCGUCCGCCCUUCCAACACCGCUCUUUCCCUUCUCGUCGGUCACACAAUACCUCAUCCCUACCCAGCAGUUCUGUGAUCGCCUUAUCACCUGCUGCGUCAACCACCACCGCAUCAUCGGCUUUCCAGUGUGCAUAAAGGAGGAAAAGAAGUACGAGAGAAACGAGUUCAUCUUUAACUUUGCUAUAGUCAUUAGCGAAACUGAGGUAGACUGGGCGUGCUAUGGACAGGUAGUGAGGAAGCUGGGCAAACUGCUGAGAGGCCUGGAGGAGCAGGGCGGCUUUCUUAGCAAAGAAGAGGAUGGCGUUUGGGACGACGAGUAUGUUGGCCUCGGGAUAGGCGUUGGUGGUCUAGACGACAGCGUGGGUGGGAGUGGCUUCGGCCUCGGCAGUGGCAGCAAGGUGUAUGCGCUGUGUGAGAUGGUGCUCGAGGACCUCAACAAUUAUUCUGAAUGCAUGAUACCGAUUGACGACUCCAAUACCAUCAAUCUGAAGCUGUUCCCGACAAGACCGCCUCCACCGCCCGUUCACGCGCAUCAAGUCCCUCUCCUCACCAUGUCGCUUGCUGGCCUCCAGUCGCCCAUCUCCUCCGAUCUCACGUUGAAUCGCAUUCUGCCAUACAUCAACGGUGUGAACUCGAUAUCACGUAUUGCUCAGCUUGCGGAUACCGAUCUCUCAUUGACACGAAGAGCCGUACAACAUCUAGUGUACUAUGGUUGCCUGGUGCUACUGGACAUAUUCAGUUUCAGUGCCAUCUAUGCGCCAACGGCAGAGAUUGGUGGCUUCGUUCUGGACGACGAUGUGAAGGAAGAGUGCAUGAGAUACGUCAGGACACCGAAGAUGAGGGUAGGGUCAGCCGCGAGCAAGAGCACAGUUGUGCGAAGCGAGUCUGAAAGAAGCCGUGAGGGACGAAGUUCGAUAUCUUCUUCAGCAUCACAGCGAAGUGAGAGUGCUAGCUCCGCCAUCCACAUCUCAGGCUUCGAUGGCGAGGACCAGCAGGACGAAGAUGAAGACGGCGAGUGGCACAUCGAACACGAAACCUUGAUCACUUUGUACACCUCCCUGCGGCAAGGUCUCACGCUCAAGAGUUGGGUGCUUGACAACCUCGACCUGCUCAGCGGCAUUGACAUUCGCCGGUUCAUUACCUUCGGUGUGAUCAAAGGCUUCCUCUACCGUGUGCACAAGUAUGCAUACGCGACAUCUAUAGCAAUGCCUCCAGCGCCACCGACGAGUCUCCAGACAUCUGCUGCUCCUUCGACGUCGAAUUUGAGAGAUUCUGAUACAGCGACCAUCCGUGGUAACAUUCACCGCCCAUCCAUAUCCAAUCUGCAUUCACAUGCACAGCAUCCUUCGUUCUCGAUACACCGCCCUUCGAUAGCCUCUACAACAAGCCUUAAUCCGCAUUUGGCGAACACUCAACACCACCAUAAAGCGCCAAGUAUCACACGAAACCAAAAUUUAAAGGACAUGGAUGACCUGGUUAGCGAUAGAGAGAGGGAGGUCGGGAUGCAAUUAGUCAACUUCUUAGAUGGCAUGCAUUGCUUCGAUGAGAUUUGCAGCGAUCUGUCGUUGCCGGAGAAGGUCGUCGAGGGCAAGAUCAGGGGAGUCGGUGAGGGUCUCGGAGUGGUCAUACAUCGGUAAUACCCACCUAAGUAGGUGCUACUUUCUAUCAAUGUGCGACGCGCGCCAAUGGACGCAAUCGUAGACCAACACGUGGACCGUUUUCC
This is a messenger RNA of Boeremia exigua, 1903 nucleotides long. Its product is annotated as nitrogen permease regulator 2-domain-containing protein. The transcript has 3 exons. Gene Ontology annotation, molecular function: GTPase activator activity. Bases 72 to 1817 code for a protein of 581 amino acids. NCBI's taxonomy places the organism in Eukaryota, Fungi, Ascomycota, Dothideomycetes, Pleosporales, Didymellaceae. The record is from RefSeq and is a predicted model, not a curated record. Gene Ontology annotation, cellular component: vacuolar membrane; GATOR1 complex. Gene Ontology annotation, biological process: negative regulation of TORC1 signaling; positive regulation of autophagy.